CCGCAGUUAUCAGCUGUCUGCCAACGGGGGCGCAUGCGCAGAGCGGUCGGUUAAAAAAAAACAGUAGCACUCCGGUAUUCCCUUUUGAUUUCCUUGAGAAAAUCAAAACAGAAGUACAGUAGUAAAACGGAGAACAGCUAGUAACACUUCGGCGGCUUUUGGAUUUCGGUUUUCAGUUUUCAGUGUUCAGUUUUCAGUUUCGGUUUCGACAGUUCACGAACUUUGAGGUCACGCCGGUUCAAGACGCGCUCUAAUUGCCACCCCGUUUCGAAAACAAUUAAAGUGCUCUCCGAACUUGAUAUGUGUAAAUGAAUAAUGUGCAAAGUAAACAGCAACGCAAAUAAUUUGUUAUAAACAUUCAAAGUAAAUCAGCGAGAACGUUUGUAAACAGUGCGGAAUAUCAAGAGUACACACAUCAUGGAUAGCAGCAAAUUGUUGAAGAAUGUCUUCGGCAUCGACAUUCACUUCGAAGAUCUCGUCUACCAGGUCAACGUACCCAAGAAGCAAGAGAAGAAAUCAGUGCUGAAGGGCAUCACGGGGACGUUCAAGUCGGGCGAACUGACGGCCAUCAUGGGCCCCUCGGGGGCCGGUAAAUCUAGUCUAAUGAACAUCCUCACGGGUCUGACGAAAACCGGGGUCAGCGGGAAGAUUGAGAUCGGAAAGGCACGCAAGCUGUGCGGCUACAUUAUGCAGGACGACCACUUCUUUCCCUACUUCACCGUGGAGGAGACCAUGUUGAUGGCGGCGACACUUAAAAUCUCCAAUAAAUGCGUCAGUCUGAAGGAGAAGCGAACUCUGAUCGACUACAUUCUGAACUCCCUGAAGCUGACGAAGACGCGGCAGACGAAGUGCUCCAACCUGAGUGGCGGCCAGAAGAAGCGGCUGUCCAUCGCUUUGGAGCUGAUAGACAAUCCCGCUGUGUUAUUUUUAGACGAGCCCACAACUGGCCUGGACAGCUCCUCCUCCUUCGACACCAUCCAACUGCUGCGCGGCCUGGCGAACGAGGGGCGCACCAUCGUGUGCACGAUCCACCAGCCGUCGACCAACAUCUACAAUCUGUUCAACCUGGUCUACGUGCUCUCCGCGGGUCAGUGCACCUUCCAGGGAACGCCCCAGAACACGGUCAUGUUCCUCAGCAGCGUGGGCCUGGAGUGCCCGCCCUACCACAACCCGGCCGACUUCCUGCUGGAAUGCGCGAACGGGGACUUUGGAGAUCAGACCGCCACUUUGGCAGAAGCGGCCAAGGACAACCGCUGGCGAUACGAUCAGCAAUUGAUGCAGGGGGAGACCUCCGAGCCGCCCAGUGAAACCCAGGUGGCCAAGUUCAACGAAUCUCAGUCGCCGGGACAGGUGAAGGUGCAGGUCCAGAAGAUCGAGAUCCAGAACAUGGACUCCUCAAAGGAUCUGACCAAGCACACUUAUCCGCCCACGGAAUAUAUGCGUUUGUGGCUGCUCAUCGGUCGCUGUCACCUGCAGUUCUUCAGGGAUUGGACUUUAACCUAUCUAAAACUAGGCAUUCACGUGCUCUGCUCCAUAUUAAUCGGUUUGUUCUUUGGUGAUUCGGGCAGCAAUGCCACUAAGCAAAUAUCCAAUGUCGGCAUGAUCAUGAUCCAUUGCGUAUAUCUCUGGUAUACCACAAUAAUGCCGGGCAUUUUGAGAUAUCCCGCCGAAAUAGAGAUCAUACGAAAGGAGACCUUCAACAACUGGUACAAACUGCGAACCUAUUACCUUGCCACCAUAAUCACUUCAACUCCAGUUCAUAUAAUCUUCUCAACGGUUUAUAUAACUAUAGGCUAUCUGAUGACGGAUCAGCCCGUUGAAAUGGAACGAUUUGUUAAGUAUCUGCUGAGUGCGGUUGUGGUCACCAUUUGUGCGGAUGGACUGGGCGUGUUCCUUGGAACAGUGCUAAAUCCGGUGAAUGGAACCUUUGUAGGCGCAGUUUCCACAUCUUGUAUGCUGAUGUUCUCCGGCUUCCUCAUCUUGUUGAAUCACAUUCCGGCUGCCAUGCGAUUUAUGGCCUACAUAUCGCCACUGCGUUAUGCCCUGGAGAAUAUGGUAAUCUCGUUAUAUGGCAACCAGCGGGGUCAGUUGAUCUGUCCACCCACCGAGUUCUAUUGCCACUUCAAAAAUGCGGUGACUGUUCUGCGACAAUUCGGAAUGGAGAGUGGCGAUUUUGGUCACAACAUCCUUAUGAUCCUGAUCCAAAUAGCCAUCUUUAAAGUUCUGGCCUACUUUACGCUGAAGCACAAGAUCAAGACGAACUGAAUGGGGCUAAGUGUGUGUUGCUUUUAGUAUUCGGCUUAAUUUGAAUCGAAUGUGAUUUUAUGUUACUUAUCGCUUAGUUGCAAGUAAACCCAACUUUUUAUAUCGGCGUGUGAUACUUUAACAAAUGCAACGGACCAUUGCAAUUGCCAAUGCCAACUGUUGCGGCAACCUCUAAGCAUAGCGAAUCAUAGUUUUUAUACUGUUUAUGUAUGGAUAAACUAACAUUUAUAUACGUGUAAUUAAUUGUCUA
Messenger RNA from Drosophila ficusphila, 2515 nucleotides. Its product is annotated as ATP-binding cassette sub-family G member 1. The coding region runs from base 418 to 2265 and encodes 615 amino acids. The transcript is spliced from 11 exons. Gene Ontology annotation, molecular function: ABC-type transporter activity; ATP hydrolysis activity; ATP binding. The record is from RefSeq and is a predicted model, not a curated record. NCBI's taxonomy places the organism in Eukaryota, Metazoa, Arthropoda, Insecta, Diptera, Drosophilidae. Gene Ontology annotation, cellular component: plasma membrane.